AUGGAGUACGUAGCAUCAACCAGCGAAGCUCAAAGUGCUGCUGCAAAGACACGACUUAAGAAGGCUUGGGGGCUCUUUAAUGUUCCAGAGGAAGACUUUUCAGCCAUAGAGCUGUACCUUGCAAAAAAGGUGCCUCUGACAAUUAGAAUCGACAUCCAAGGACUGCUGCCUCACCUGAUGAGUGAUCCGUUCUACAGGUACGGUGUUCUGAACAUGGUGUGUCAUCCCUUCUCGGAUUCCCGAGUUUCUAUGUUCGGCAGCGCCUACCUCCUUCUUAAAGAUUCACUGCGCGCUCGAACGACUGUGGCUACUAGCAAGGAGAACCUCGGUUUCAACAUUCGUCGUGUUGGCACACUCGACAAUAUGUGGCACAUUAUUGAGACUCUAUCCACCCAUGAAGUGACAAGGAUUCACGCUGUAGCGACAGGAAGAAGAGCAAAAGCAACUGUAACCCCGGAUUUGAAGUAUUCUGAGAUACAAGUACACGGCAUGGUUGACAUGAGAAAAGAUGUUGCUGCCAUUGUCGUCCAACGACAGGAUCUGCAGUGCACGAUGAGGAGAAGCUUGAUAGAAGACCUGAGUAAAUUGUAUCUCUUGCCUGUGUUGACUUGCGAAGAGCUAGAUGAGAGUCUUGGUGACCGUAGGUGGUCCACAGUCAAAGAAACCAAGGCGAAAUUGACGCAGACCUCCGGCAACGUGACGCGACGAAGCAUCAAGGUGAUAUGGAAGUUUUCCACGGCAGUACAAGUCACCGUAGUGUGCGUCACGGAGGGAGGGAAAGCAGCAAAAGCUCUGAGAGCAACGCGCGUGUGGCUGCAGCCGGUGCUGAGCAGAGUGGGGGGCAUGGAAGGGAUGAUGGGCGUCACUCCGGGUCAGUGGCACGCCGGAGUUCAGAGCGAAAUCGCGUUCCGCCACAGCCCGUCAUUCCAGGAGACGGAGGCAGUAUGCGCAGCAGUGGAAGUGGAUCUCUGGGCAAGACUCAAGACACAGGACGCGGAGAAGGUGGCUUGA
Messenger RNA from Eimeria necatrix, 1011 nucleotides. RefSeq lists its product as hypothetical. Bases 1 to 1011 code for a protein of 336 amino acids. NCBI's taxonomy places the organism in Eukaryota, Apicomplexa, Conoidasida, Eucoccidiorida, Eimeriidae. The record is from RefSeq and is a predicted model, not a curated record. The transcript has 6 exons.